This is a messenger RNA of Fopius arisanus, 7986 nucleotides long. RefSeq names its product sevenless (gene sev). Gene Ontology annotation, molecular function: protein binding; transmembrane receptor protein tyrosine kinase activity; ATP binding. Bases 1 to 7482 code for a protein of 2493 amino acids. Gene Ontology annotation, cellular component: signaling receptor complex; plasma membrane. The transcript is spliced from 9 exons. NCBI's taxonomy places the organism in Eukaryota, Metazoa, Arthropoda, Insecta, Hymenoptera, Braconidae. The record is from RefSeq and is a predicted model, not a curated record. Gene Ontology annotation, biological process: cell surface receptor protein tyrosine kinase signaling pathway; protein phosphorylation; positive regulation of kinase activity.
AUGUUGUGCACGAAGGGUUGUGCAGCAUGGGAACAGGCACUCGAGACAAGUUGUCAGUCAAUUUGCAAUGGUACACAAGAGCUGUUGCCUCCGAAGGAGCUCUACUGCGUCCUGGGGUGUCACGAUGCGCUCAACCGCUACUUUCAGCAGCUCAAAGUGGAAAUUGGCGUUCCACCGGCUCCAGCUCUCGUUGCCGACUCAUUGACAGCGACUUCCUUGCGACUCGAGUGGAAAGGCGUCAAUAUCAAAAGACGCGCCAUUGGAAUUUCGUACUUGGUGCAAUGGAGAUACGAGGAGCUAGCGGAAACUUGGCAGUACUGUCGAAAUCAAUCCUGGGGAGAAGAUGACCAGAUCCUAGUCGAGAAUCUUCAACCCUACACCAAAUACAGAUUUCGCGUAGCACUGCUAUUGAAAUCAUCCCAGCACAAUCCUGAGCCGAUAGUAUCAGCUCCAAGUGUUGUUAUAUUGACAUUGGCAGCUGGUAGACCAACCUCAGCACCAGUAAUUGUAAGAGCAGCAGCAGUAGACAGUUACCGUGUCUCUGUAUCAUGGGAGCCUGGCCCAUUUCCCAAUGGCCCAUUAUUAUCCUAUGUAUUGCAAUUACAAGGGGCUAACAACGACUCCCUUAACAAGGAUAUUGCAGCGAGCGACAACACUGAUCACUACAUGUUCCAAAAUUUGAAGCCCAAUCAAAAUUACUCGGUCAGUGUUUCUAUGAGGAAUGCUAUUGGUGAUGGACCACCGGCAGUUCUUUACAUUACUACACCACCGGAACCAGCUGUAAAAGACACUCAACUACCGAUUCUCAUCUUGGGUGGUGAGCACGUAGUCCUGAAACAAGGUGCAGACAUGCUAGAUGAACCCAGUGUGAUAUACCGAGCAACGAGUAAAAUUCGGGGAGUGGCAAUUCAUGUGGGUUCAGCUCAAGUAUUCAUAUCAGACUCAAUGGGUUACGUCUACCGUACCUCGAUAUUCGAAACGGAAGAGCCGCGAGUAAUUCUCAGACCAGAUCAAUCGAAUUUCAAGCCCCUGAGCCUCUCAGUUGACUGGCUAAACUCGCAUUUGUAUAUCGUCGGUGAAGUUAACCAUGCAACGACCGUUUGGCAGAUAGCGAGGUGUGCCCUGGAUGGCAAGGGUUUGACAGUGGCAAAGGCAGGUUUCAUGACAAAACCCACGCACAUCGAGGUGGACCCGUACAAUGGCUACCUCUUUUGGAUGACGAGGGCUGGAUUAUUCCGGCUAGACCUGGCCGACAUCAGUAACGGAAUAAAACACGAAGUCCAGCCCUACCUGAUGUUGGAGGACAGGCAUCUAGGGGCCUUCACAGUCGACCAUACCAAUUUUCGACUUUUGGUACCUGAUCAGACGAAAAAUACUGUAAUUUCGGUGUCCCUGGACGGACGGGAGACCCUCAAUCUGCGAACGAACACUCAACAACCGAAAUUCAAGAAUGUUCUGUCCCUGGCGAUGGCCAAUGGUCUUUUCUACUGGACAAACGGUAAGGAAGUCCUCACAGAGGGCUAUCACGAAGGCCAAAAGCUUUACUUCCACAAUGCGUAUCCAGAUAGAUCGGACGGUUCUUUCGUCAGUGUCAGUGUUCUCAUGAAUGCCAGUCAGCCGAUCCCAGUCCCAGUGAAUCCACCGACUGGAGUUCAGGCAGUUCUGGGCGCUGAAAGAGCAAAGGUCUCCUGGCAGGCACCCCAUCUUCUAGGAGGACAGGGAAAGGGAGCCUGGCAGAACUGGUCGUACGAGCUCGAGAUUAAGGACGAGAGUACCGGUCAUACCAUUCGCCAACGCCAUAUUGCAGCCUCUUCGCACACUGUCAAGAACCUUCGGGAGAAAUCCGAAUACACAAUAAAAGCUGCUGCCUAUACCAAAGCCGGCAGGGGACCCUGGUCCUCGGAGUUCCGCGGAAAAACCCUCAGCGAAAAUUCCCACGCCUCGAUCCUCUGGUCUGCCGACGAGGGGUUCCUCAAGAGCGAUGUCACUGGGGAAAACGUCCAGACGCUGAUUCACAGGGAGAGUCUCAGGGACUUUGAUAGUGAGUAUCAUAUCGUUGACGUCAGCUGGUACAAGGAUAUUUUGUACAUCGUUGGAAAUAAUUCGGCGUUGUACAAAUAUAAUAUAACUAGUCAUCAGAAAACCAAGUUCAAUAUAAAUUCAGUGGGGAGUGUAGCUGUGGAUUGGAUAGCCAAGAAACUAUACUGGGCCAACCCGAAGCAGCAAAUUAUUACGAGGGCCAAUCUCAAUGGGACUCAGCAGGAGCCCAUGUCCAUUCUGGCGAUCGUCAAGGAGCUCAUCAUCGAUUCCCAAGAGGCUUAUCUCUACUGGUCAACGGGGCAUGCUGUUGAGGUGGCUAGACUGAAUGGCUUGGACAGGAGAUACUACCACUCAGACGAGAUUUUCAAUGGUAAACAAGUAAUGGGUCUUACCCUAGACACUGAAAAUCGUUAUGUCUACUGGAUAGUCCGGAGUUAUGAGAGUGGCUCGAUAGUGUAUCGGGCCCCCACUUCGGAGAAGAUACCCAUGAGCCAGAGAAUCGUGCCAGCGAAGGUUUCCACUUUGCAGCAUCCCAACAUGCAGGGCCCCUUGUGCUAUUUCUCGGAACAUCUCCUUUGGCUCCAGGACGAUCGAAACGCUGUCAUCGGGGAUCUCACUGGGCAGAAUACAGCAGUGAUCAAUGGCAUCAGCUUGAUAGGACUUCACAUGGUGGCUGUGGUGGAUCCAGCCCUUUAUCAGUACCCGGAGAACCUUACAUCAGAAACUAUCUCGGUGAUUCCAAAGGCUGUUGCACUGGACAGUAUAAGAGUAGAGGGCACUUGGAGAAACUUCAGCGUCUCCUGGGAACCCGUUACCAAUAUCAACUAUGGAACUGUCUUCUAUGAGGUCAAAUUUACGGAUUAUAUCAAUACAAACUCCCAUCCUGAUCUAACAACGGAGACAACAUUACCCUAUAACAAUUCAGAUCAGAUCCUUCCUUUCUCUAUCCUGGAGGUCACUGUCAAGGCAUUUACGUACUGGGGAACGGCCCCGCUUUCCAUAAAAAUGUUGAGAUCUCCCCAGAGUGUACCGAGCCAACCCACCAACGUCAGGGCAUUUGUCGAGCACUACAAGGCCCCCACCAUCGACGAAGUCAAUAUUUUUGCGACGUUCAGGUGGAAUCCCCCGGAGUUUCCGAACGGUAUCAUCAAGGGCUACUCUCUCAAGUGCUGGUUCAUGGCUAAUGGCAUUGAGAUUCACGUGUGCCAGGGUGUUCAGGUGGGGCACAACACUAGGGAAUAUAUAUCCUACAAUUUGAAAUCAAAGACAACAUAUUUUUUUGAAGUUCAAGCAUUCACUGAGAUCGGGCCAGGUCCCUUCUCCGAUGUCAUCGAAAUUUCAACUGAAAUCGAGCAUCCAGUACCACAACUUCUCGUUGCCACUGCAGACUCAGUGAAAUUAGCAGACCUCGACGUAGGGACCAACGAAACCCUUACGAUACACAUCGCUGUGGAAGUGAGGUACAUAACAGCUGAGAAGAAGCUCUACUGGAUAAACGAGAUGCAGGAGAUUGUGACAGCGGAUCCCAAAGGCAGAAAUGCCACGAAGAUUAUGCCGUUAAAUGGAACAGCGUCGAGUCUAGCCAUCGACUGGGUUGCGCGGAAUCUCUACUGGGCAGAGUCCCGCAGAAAAGUCGGAGGAAGCAGGAUAAUGAAGCUGGACUUGAACGCCUGGGAGGGGGGGAGUCUCAUCUACGAGAGGAUUAUCACGAGUGAGAGGAGAAUAAUCAAUCUGGAGGUAUCUCCACUGACAGGAGAUCUCUUCUGGAUCGAGGUAACAGAGGGCAAUCACGGAAUAAUCAUGCAGUCCAAUUUGUCCGGUGAGGACGUUAGACCCUUCUUCAACCACAACGAGGACUGCAGGUGUCCCUACAGACCGUUAAUCAAGGACGUGAUGACAGUGGACAGCACUGAUCCCCAAAAUCCAGUGAUGUAUUGGGUCUCUUUGGAGGGUAAUCUCAAUAUUGCUGAGAUCGACGGAUGUGGCUGUGACCUGGUGGUCAAGCCAGGGUUCAACAGAGGACUGCCUCCUUCAUCCCUUUCCACCGACAAGAUCAAUAUAUACUGGUCCAACUGGGCCGAUGACGAGAUUCACUUCGUCAAGAAGAACAAUCCUUAUCAGGAGGAGCAGAAGAUCGAACGAAUCUACCUGGCGAAUAUCAAAGGACUCAAGGCCAUUGGUCAAUCUCUCCAACCGUAUCCCGAUUUUAACUGCUUAAAACCUUAUCCCAUGUCCUACUCUGUAUCUGAAGUGUCCAAGAGUGCUAAUAGCAUAAAAAUCAGACUUCCAAAGCCUAAAUCAGACUUAGGCUGCAUGAGGCAGAAUCUUCCAGGGGUUCAGUACAAAAUUUACGUGUCUCAGUGCACAGAAGAUACGGUCAACGCCCAAAUGAUAUGCGAUAACGAGAAGAUAAAAAUUCGCACGUACCAGAGAGAGAUCGAAGUGACGAAUCUCAAACCCUUCACCUUCUACCAAUUCACGUUAUGGUUGAGCAAUUAUUAUAGGGACUUGGAGGCCUCAAACCCUGAGUCGGGUUUCCCAGUGAUGCUGAGGACAGCCCCUGGGGCCCCAUCGGCACCAGAGAACGUCACUGUGGAGGCACUAACCCCGACACUAGCUGCGGUUUCUUGGCUUCCCCCGAAAAUUCUGAAUGCUGCUGCAGUCAGAUAUGAGAUUCACUGGAGAUCCCAGAAGCUGGUGAACGGGGUACGUCAGAAGGGUGAGCAGUUAAUCAAGAGUGAGGUGCCGGCUGGGAGGUACUCAACCACUCUUCAGCCCUUAAUACCCGGACAGGAUUACGUUGUGAUUGUCAGGGCGUAUCCAGCUGAUUCCUCAGACAUUUGGAGUGAGAGCCAGGGCCAGGUCGUCAGUAUGUACCCAGAACCGAAUAAUCUGACACUGGUGGGCGUCAGUAUCAACGCCAUGAACCUCUCCUGGGUGCCCCUUGAUUUAACAAGCAAUUACAGCCUUCAGUUCACCACUGUCGGGUUAGAAAAAUGGCAAAUUGCCACUUACCAUGAAAUCCAGAGAAAUACAACUGUUUAUCAUAUCAAAGGGCUUCUCUCCAAGACUUUUUACAAAUUCAGAUUGAUUCUUCGGUAUCCCAAGCACAAGCAGGACUUCAUCUGGCCAACAGACGGGAGAUUCACAUUCCAAACUCUCGGAGAUGUUCCCAGUCCCCCUGGAGUACCCUCUGUCACGAAACUUCGAACUUCUGUGUACCAGAUCAACUGGGAACCCGCUCAGGCUCAUGGUUCUCCAGUGAAGAUGUACAGGCUCCAGGGGAGGAUUUAUGGGGAUUCUGAAGAGCGUGGAAAAACCGAACAGUGGACUGGUUAUUACAAUGGAAGUGAUAAUUACUGGAUAAUCGUUGGGGAAAUGAAUCACAAGUACAAUUUUAGGGUUCAAGCUGAAAAUGCUUAUGGAUUUGGAGGAUGGAGUCAGGCCAGUGCUGUUAUUGAUCUGACAGAUACCAUUGGGACGACUGUAGCAGGACAGCAACACCUGGGGCUGGUCCUCGGUCUGAGUGUUCCUGUCGUGACCAUCGUCCUCCUGUGCUUCUGCUACUUCCUCUGUUUAUACAACAAACAGAGAAAAGAAGUUAAAAAGACAAUUCUCCCUCCAAUCGUCUCUGACGUGGAGCUAGCAACACUCAGGGAAAUCCCUCGAGGUAAUUUCGUACAAUCGAAUGCUCUUUAUGCCUCAUCGAUGCAGAAUGAGCACGAUGACCAGUCCCUCCCGAAAAUCCGUAGAGAUCAAAUCAUCAGGAUAGCCUUUUUGGGGAGUGGAGCUUUCGGUGAGGUGCACAAAGGAGAGGCCAAGGGUCUCGACGGUCCGGGAGUCACUCCAGUGGCUAUUAAAACCCUGAGGAAGGGAGCCUCCACUCAAGAGAAGACGGAGUUCAUUCAGGAGGCUAUUCUUAUGAGUCAAUUCAGACAUAAGAAUGUUUUGAGAUUGCUGGGGGUUUGCCAGGACAUCGAUGGACCUCAGCUCGUCCUCGAACUCAUGGAGGCAGGGGAUUUAUUGUCGUACUUGAGAAACAGCAGGAGGAAUCCUCCGCCUGAUCCUCCACUUGAGCCUCUGAAACUUCAGGAUUUACUCGCAAUGUGUGAGGAUGUUGCCAGGGGCUGCAGAUAUCUGGAGGAACGGCAUUUUGUUCAUCGGGAUUUGGCCUGUAGGAAUUGUUUGGUGUCUGCUCAGGAUCGGGAAAAUAGAGUUGUGAAAAUUGGAGACUUUGGACUUGCCAGAGAUAUUUAUAAGAAUGAUUACUACAGGAAGGAGGGGGAGGGCCUGUUGCCUGUUCGCUGGAUGGCACCUGAGUCCUUGAUCGAUGGAGUGUUCACGAGUCAGAGUGAUGUUUGGGCAUUUGGAAUACUCAUGUGGGAGAUUACGUCCCUCGGACAGCAGCCGUAUGCUGCAAGGAGUAAUCAGGAGGUCCUUCAGUAUGUAAAGAAUGGAGGGAGACUGACCCAGCCUGACAACUGCCCUGAUCAGCUCUAUGACCUUAUGCAGCGGUGCUGGAGCGAGGCCGAGGCUAGGCCAAGUUUUAAGACUUGCUUAGAGAGGAUUACUAUUCUCAAGAAAAAUACUCCUGAUGCUAUUCUCAGCCCUAUCCAGCCUGGACUUUAUCCCACUAAAGGAGGCGUGUCUAACAUGGCUUACUUUGCUGACGAGAAUCAAAAUCAUAAUAAUUCAGGAAACUCGUGGAAGUCAAGUAGCUCCGAAGGCAGUCGUGACAUGAAGCCCUUCCUCCAGGACUCAACAACACCAACUAUCACCCAAAUAUCCACAGAGGUAGACAUACCGAAGUAUCUCGAGAUAAUAGCAGAUGCUCCUGGCAAUAUCAGAGAGCCUUCAAUAGAUCAGUAUGAGGUGCCAAGAUCGAUACCAAUUGCCAGUAUAGCUGGAAUAUCUCCAGAUGAUCGAAGACAUCUAGAAGGUAUAUUAUCGCAAAUAGGAUCACUGACUGCAGUGGCUGAAAAAAGCCACACACUCAGCAACUCUAGACUAGUUAUAUCAGCCCUGCAAAAUGAUUCGAGGGCAACAUUCAAUGGAAGAGCUAAAUUGAGGCGCAAAACCGAUGAGGCAGCGGAAAUAGCCACUGAUGAGAGGAAUUGUAAUUCACUCAGCUCAUCAAUCUCUUCCCUCCGUGGAACAUUACCCACCACUAGGCCGAGUUCGUCGGUCCUAGAAUCUCAACAGAAUAUAACAUUGAAGAAUGACUUGAGUAGCUUUAGGGAUAAUAUUAAGGAACCAAUAAUCAAUAGCAAUUCGACAUUAAGAUUGCACAAGACCCACACGCUAAAUGGUAAAGCCAAUAUACCAUUAGUCAAAAAUAAAUUGCUGUUGAAUUUGUUGAGACAGGGCUCAGGUAUCGAUGAUUCUGCUCUCAAUAUCGUCACGUACACAAAUGUAAAUACUGAUUCUACUAGAGUCAAUUAAUCCAGGAAAAGAAAGGAAAGGAAUGGAGGAAUGUGCCUUUAUCGCAUUGUCAUUUAUGACGACAUCAAGCAAUGUUCAUCCUUGUAAUCACUACGGUAUUUAUUGAAUGAGGCUGGAUAUUUAGAUAGUGUUUUUUAAGAGCCAACGUAUUUAUUUUUAUCAUAAAUUGUAUAAAUUUGUUAAGUUUUAUAUGUAAAAACAACUGACAGAAAUUUGAUAUCAUGAGAGUUGUACUAUAUAUGGGUUUUUGUCGUAUGAAUAUUUAAAUUUGGGAUGAAAAAUAGAUUAAGAUUUUUAUAAUGGUGUAUAUAAUUCGAGAGGAAUCGCCUGAAUUACUGUCUUCAUUUUUUGGAGGGGCAAAGUAUUUUAUCUGUCUUUAUUUCUUUUCAUGUGGAUGGAGAUCUGUCUUCCUAAUGCGCUCACUUUUUCUAUGGUCAUAACUUACUGUAAUGUACAUAGAAGAUAAUUGUUGACCAAAGAAUAAAUGUUUACCAGUUAAUCAUA